GUCUGUUGACGAUACCGCACGAAUUUUUCUUCAUCAUUUUGAUCUCAACCAGAUUUCGGAAAUGGGCUGUAGAAAACUCUUUAUCGUGGUUUUAUUCAUUUUUCCAUUUUAUAUACGGUGUCAGGAUGGAACAACUGUUGGAACAGUUGGACAGACUUCUACAACACCAGUGCAGACUGUGGCAGCAGUGGUGCAGGAGAAUGCUACAAAAACUACCACCACACCUAAGACUGUGACUCACAACAUAUCGGAUCCAACGGCUCAAGUGCCAACAUCGAAAUCUUCAAACACAUCCGCAGGAACUACAGGAAAUGACACUUCUAGUCCUACAACUACAACAUCGGCGAGUGAAAAAACCAAUGAGGAACUCCCAACUGAAGAUGCAGUAACAGAUGAAGCCAUGGCAACCACUGGCCUUGAUGAUGAAGAUUCUGUCACUACAACUGCUCAACCAACUACACCACCUCUACCAACUUACUAUGAGCUCUGUCCGUCUGGUCUGCCUUGUGAGAAGCUAGGUGCACAGUGUCUCAAUUGCAGUAUGGACACCUCUUGCGUGUAUGGGAGAGAAUAUAAUACGACUUGUUACCCCAAGCAAGGCCUCGACUGUGUGGGCCCUUUACCUGUCAAAAGGACGUAUCAAUGUAGAUAUUGUUACCAGACUGAGACUUGGCAGCAAUCCUGUACACCAGCCAAUAACUGCCAUGUUUAUGCUUGCCCUAAGCAAUAUAUCAGAGUCAAUUGCACAGUGGACGAAGAUGUCUUCUGUUUAGGCUCCAGAAAUUUUCAUAGAAGAAAACCCUGCAAUUGGACUUCAGGCUCAAAGUGGUCGACAGCACUCAUAUUAAGUGUCACACUUGGAGGAUUUGGAGCGGAUAGAUUUUACCUGGGCUAUUGGCAGUCGGGUCUGGGAAAGCUCUUCAGCUUUGGAGGAGCCGGGGUCUGGACGUUGAUUGAUGUGUUGCUCAUCGCGGUUGGCUACAUCACCCCCUCAGAUGGAUCUCACUACAUUUAUUGACCAAUCAGAUGGACUGUUAUAUCUGUUUUGGUCGUCAAUUCCUCAUGCAAGAUUUCAAGAAUGUUUACAAAGAUUGAGCUGAUUUGGUUGAUUAUUAUCUAACAUGGGAUACAUUUUUAUUGGUGUAAGUGAUAUCGACGGGCUGAUUCGUUAAAAAAAAUUUGUCCACUUGUCAACUAAUUGCCCAUCUAAACUACACAGAUGAUAAAUAUGGUGUGUAAUAAAAACGUAUAAUGGUAAAAUUGCUAUCAGUGGCAACUUACACAGUACCAGGACUUCAAAGAUGAAGAUCCAGGGCAGGUAUUCAAUUG
Lytechinus variegatus (green sea urchin) is the source of this 1329-nucleotide messenger RNA. It is a transcript of the gene tm2d3, whose product is annotated as TM2 domain-containing protein 3-like. Lineage: Eukaryota; Metazoa; Echinodermata; Echinoidea; Temnopleuroida; Toxopneustidae. The record is from RefSeq and is a predicted model, not a curated record. Bases 62 to 1018 code for a protein of 318 amino acids. The transcript has 6 exons.